GGCCUAUUGGCCCAUCAGGUAUUGGAUAGUGAUUUUUUUCCCACAGGGUGCACCUGGCACGAGAAUUGAAAGAUAUUGCAGCUCUUGCUCAGAGACGGAGAGAGAGAGAGAAUCUCCAGUUCUCCUCUUCUGUUACUGUCUGCUAUACCAUGGGAUGUAGGCAAAGCUCUGAGGAGAAAGAGGCAGCGCGGCGGUCCCGGAGGAUUGACCGCCACCUGCGCUCUGAGAGUCAGCGACAACGACGUGAGAUCAAGCUCCUACUCCUGGGUACAAGCAACUCUGGCAAGAGUACUAUUGUCAAGCAAAUGAAAAUCAUUCACAGUGGUGGCUUUAACUUGGAGGCUUGCAAGGAAUACAAACCUCUAAUUAUCUAUAAUGCCAUUGACUCCCUCACACGCAUCAUUCGUGCUCUAGCCACCCUUAAGAUAGAGUUCCACAAUCCUGACAGGGCCUAUGAUGCCGUGCAGCUUUUUGCCCUGACUGGCCCAGCUGAAAGCAAAGGAGAGAUUACUCCUGAGCUUCUGGGAGUCAUGAAGCGGCUCUGGGCAGACCCCGGUGUGCAGGAGUGCUUCUGCCGAUCCAAUGAAUACCACCUAGAGGAUAAUGCUGCAUACUAUUUGAAUGACCUAGAAAGGAUUGCGGCAUUGGACUACAUCCCUACAGUGGAAGAUAUUCUGCGUUCUCGGGACAUGACCACAGGGAUUGUGGAAAAUAAAUUUACCUUCAAAGAGCUAACUUUCAAAAUGGUGGAUGUGGGUGGACAGAGGUCUGAGCGCAAAAAAUGGAUCCACUGCUUUGAAGGGGUUACAGCAAUAAUUUUUUGCGUGGAGCUGAGUGGAUAUGACUUGAAACUGUAUGAGGAUAACCAGACGAGUCGAAUGGCAGAGAGUCUGCGUCUCUUUGACUCCAUUUGCAACAACAACUGGUUUAUCAACACUUCCCUCAUCCUCUUUCUGAAUAAGAAAGAUCUUCUGGCAGAAAAAAUCCGGCGCAUCCCGCUAACCGUCUGCUUUCCUGAGUACAAGGGCCAAAACACUUACGAGGAGGCAGCAGUCUACAUCCAACGCCAAUUUGAGGACUUGAAUCGCAACAAGGAGACCAAGGAGAUUUACUCGCACUUCACCUGUGCCACUGAUACCAGUAAUAUCCAAUUUGUCUUUGAUGCGGUGACAGAUGUCAUCAUUCAGAACAAUCUCAAAUAUAUUGGCCUCUGCUAAAAAUCCAUGGGCCUCAAUCUGUUUUCCUGAGGUGACACAAAAGGGGCUUACCACCUCCAUUUGUGGUGGAAACAAUGGGGCAGUACUUCGAAGCCCAAGGAGAGGAAGGGGGAAAGCUGAAUUAUGUUCACAGCCCCCCCACAUCCCUUUUAUCCUCGCCGCAAACAUUUUUUUCAAAAAUACAUGUUUUGCAGGGUGCAAAGGCUCAAAAAAAAAGUUGAAGUGUAACUGUGUGGAAAUGUUAUCACCACAAUCACCGCUGGCUCAUUCUGUUUGUUUCAUUUCAUUUUCCUCAAAUGGCAGAGCUACCAUAGUCUAUGUAAGAAAUAAUAUUUCAUCCAACUGUCCUAAGAACCAUUUUACUGCGAGGAAGAUGCAGAGCUGUUGAAUGGGAGAUGGGCCUGCCUUGCAGUUUUUUUUUCUAGGAGAAAAGCUAGUUCCAAUCUAAAGGCAACAGAACAGGAGAAUUUCAGUAAAGCCUUCCUUACAGCUGUACAGAAGGAACACGUAUCCACCAUACUGGCACACACACACACACAUAGAGUAUAUACACACACAUCAUGUAUAGAGAUGCACACAACUCGCAGCAUAUACUGUUUACACACUUCUGCUCUGCUUCAUUAUGUGUCAUGGACAUCCUUCCUGUUAAAGGAAUUGUUGGUACAGAACUGUUCUAUGAUUUCUAGCCUGACCUUUAGCCCUUUCUUCAAAGCUUCAAAAUAUGCAGCAAAAGUACAUGAAUGAAAUAACUAAUUAAAACUAGGCCAAAUCAAGGUCAGUGUUUCUUCUACUGGUGAGGAAUUUUAUACAUCGAGAGUCUUCUUUACAUC
Messenger RNA from Terrapene triunguis (Three-toed box turtle), 2047 nucleotides. RefSeq names its product G protein subunit alpha z (gene GNAZ). Gene Ontology annotation, molecular function: G-protein beta/gamma-subunit complex binding; GTP binding; G protein-coupled receptor binding. NCBI's taxonomy places the organism in Eukaryota, Metazoa, Chordata, Testudines, Emydidae. The transcript is spliced from 2 exons. The record is from RefSeq and is a predicted model, not a curated record. Gene Ontology annotation, cellular component: heterotrimeric G-protein complex. The coding region runs from base 150 to 1217 and encodes 355 amino acids. Gene Ontology annotation, biological process: adenylate cyclase-modulating G protein-coupled receptor signaling pathway.